CAGCAGGAGCAGAGAGCAGCCAUUGCUGUGUCUGGCAGCAGGAGGGGAGUAUAUAGAGGAACACAGGGGUCUGUACAAGGACGUGAUGAUGGAGAAUCACCGGCCCCUCACAUCACUGGAUGGGUCCAGUAACAGAGAUACCCCAGAGAGAUGUCCCCGUCCUCUGUGUUCCCAGGAUUGUACAGAGGAGAAUCACAGGAUCCCACAGGAGGAUCAGGAAGAACGUCUGUCUGAUAUUAAAACAGAAGAUAAAGAGGGAGAAGAAGAGAAGUAUGUGACUGAUAUAAAGGCAGAAGAUACAGAGGGAGAUGAAGAGAUGUAUGUGACUGAUAUAAAGGCAGAAGAUGUGACUGAUAUAAAGGCAGAAGAUAUAGAGGGAGAAGAAGAGACGUAUGUGACUGAUAUGAAGGCAGAAGAUAUAGAGGGAGAAGAAGAGACGUAUGUGACUGAUAGAGAGACAGAAGAUAUAGAGGGAGAAGAAGAGACGUAUGUGACUGAUAUAAAGGUAGAAGAUACAGAGGGAGAAGAAGAGACGUAUGUGACUGAUAUAAAGACAGAAGAUAUAGAGGGAGAAGAAGAGACGUAUGUGACUGAUAUAAAGGCAGAAGAUAUAGAGGGAGAAGAAGAGACGUAUGUGACUUGUAUAAAGGCAGAAGAUACAGAGGGAGAAGAAGAGACGUAUGUGACUGAUAGAGAGACAGAAGAUAUAGAGGGAGAAGAAGAGACGUAUGUGACUGAUAUGAAGGCAGAAGAUAUAGAGGGAGAAGAAGAGACGUAUGUGACUGAUAUAAAAGCAGAAGAUAUAGAGGGAGAAGAAGAGACGUAUGUGACUGAUAUAAAGGCAGAAGAUAUAGAGGGAGAAGAAGAGACGUAUGUGACUGAUAUAAAGGCAGAAGAUACAGAGGGAGAAGAAGAGACGUAUGUGACUGAUAUAAAGGCAGAAGAUACAGAGGGAGAAGAAGAGACUUAUGUGACUGAUAUAAAGGCAGAAGAUAUAGAGGGAGAAGAAGAGACGUAUGUGACUGAUAUGAAGGCAGAAGAUAUAGAGGGAGAAGAAGAGACGUAUGUGACUGAUAUAAAGGCAGAAGAUAUAGAGGGAGAAGAAGAGACGUAUGUGACUGAUAUAAAGGCAGAAGAUAUAGAGGGAGAAGAAGAGACGUAUAUGACUGAUAUGAAGGCAGAAGAUAUAGAGGGAGAAGAAGAGACGAAUGUGACAGAUAUAAAGGCAGAAGAUAUAGAGGGAGAAGAAGAGACGUAUGUGAGGGGUGAUCAGCAGUGUAAGGAGGAGGAGAUCCCUACAGAUAUCAGCACAGCAGAUGGACACACAAGCAGGAAUAUCUCAGAAGGACAUCUAAUGUUAUCCCCGGAUUGUGAUAUAAAAGAUGACAGUAGACAGAAUUCUCCAGGAGAUAACCCCAUUACCCCAAUGAUACAUCCAGCUAUAUCAGCUGGUCCCUCUGAUCCUGGGAAAUGUUCUCCUGAUCACUCUGAUAUUGGUGCAUCUGUUACAGCUCUGAGAGUAGAUACAGUGUUUCCCUGUUCUAUAGAUGCCAAAUGUUUUACACAGAACACAAACCUUAUUACUCAUCAGCCAGCUAAGGCAGGUGACAGGCCAUUUCCAUGUUCUGAGUGUGGGAAAUGUUUUACAUAUAAAUCAAAUCUUGUUACACAUCAGAAAAGUCACACAGGUGAGAAGCCAUUUCCAUGUUCUGUGUGUGGGAAAUGUUUUACACACAAAUCAGCUCUUGUUGUACAUAAGAGAAUUCACACAGGUGAGAAGCCAUAUUCCUGUUCUGAGUGUGGGAAAUGUUUCUCACAUAAAUCAGCUCUUGUUACACAUCAGAGAAGUCACACAGGUGAGAAGCCAUAUUCCUGUUCAGAGUGUGGGAAAUGUUUCUCACAGACUUCAGCUCUUGUUACACAUCAGAGAAGUCACACAGGUGAGAAGCCAUAUUCCUGCUCUGAGUGUGGGAAAUGUUUUGCACAGAGAUCACAUUUUGUUACUCAUCAGCAUGCUCACACAGGUGAGAGGCCAUUUUCCUGUUCUGAGUGUGGGAAAUGUUUCGCACAUAAAUCAGCUCUUGUUACACAUCAGAGAAGUCACACAGGUGAGAAGCCAUAUUCCUGUUCUGAGUGUGGGAAAUGUUUCUCACAGACAUCAGCUCUUGUUACACAUCAGAGAAGUCACACAGGUGAGAAGCCAUUUUCCUGCUCUGAGUGUGGGAAAUGUUUUGCACAGAGAUCAUAUUUUGUUACUCAUCAGCAUGCUCACACAGGUGAGAGGCCAUUUUCCUGUUCUGAGUGUGGGAAAUGUUUCGCAUAUAAAUCAGCUCUUGUUACACAUCAGAGAAGUCACACAGGUGAGAAGCCAUUUCCAUGUUCUGAGUGUGGGAAAUGUUUUUCAUCGAAAUCACAUCUUGUUACACAUCAGAGAAGUCACACACGUGAGAAGCCGUAUUCCUGUUCUGUGUGUGGGAAAUGUUUCUCACAGACAUCAGCUCUUGUUACACAUCAGAGAAGUCACACAGGUGAGAAGCCAUUUUCCUGUUCUGAGUGUGGGAAAUGUUUUGCAUAUAAAUCACAUCUUGUUACACAUCAGAGGAGUCACACAGGUGAGAAGCCAUUUUCAUGCCAUGAGAGAAAUAAAUCCGCUCUUGUUGAACAUAUUAGACAAUACCCAAGUACGGAACUAUUUAAAUCUUCUGUAGUAUAAUUAUCACUAUCAUGCAAUGUUCCUCAAGGGUCAAUCCUAUCUCCUAUGCUUUAUAAAAUAUACAUGCUACCACUGGGUUAUAUAAUCAGACAUCAUGGCCUGGUCUACCACUGCUAUGCUGAUUACCUGCUUUUUGCUCCAUGUACUGAGAACCUAAUACCAAUCCUAAAUGGUUGUCUAGCUGAGCUCCAGAGGUGGAUGAUGCCAGUUGGCUGUGAUUCAGUCUUUGUGAAACAUAAUAGAAGCUCCCCAACAAAGGACAAGACUACGGCUUUACCAACCAUCUGGAUUUAUGCUUUGGUGUUCAGAAUUGCAAAACACUGAAUCUUUGUGUUGUCCUGGUAUGUGGCUGACACAGACAUCAGGUAUCUGCCACAUACAAAUCCUCAUUCUUCCAUCUGUGGACCAUAGCCAGAAUCAAGCACUUGAUUCCCUCAGAAGUUCAUAGACUACUGCAAUGCCAUCUACCUGGGUCACCCAGCAAAAGAAUUACAGAGCUUGCAGCUAGUACAUAAUGCAGCAGCCAAGCUGUUACCUAACCAGCUCAUUCCUGCCACAUAACACCCAUUCUCUACUCCCUUCACCGGCUGCCUGUAAGAUGACAAAUCUAUUUCAUAAUUGGCUAACUGACCUUCCCAGCCCAACAUUACAUGGUCCAAGGUACUAGAAACAGCUUCUGCCUCCUUACUGCCCUGCUUGCUUGCUUCUACAGAUGGACUGUUACCAGCAGUACCAAGAAUCUCCUGUCAUUCAUUUAAGGGUUGAAUGUUUAGUUUUGCAGCCCUGACCAUGGAACUCACUGCCUUGCACAGUCCAAGAGGCCUCCACUCUAGAGACCUUCACAAGCAGACUGAUGACUGUUACUCAUGCUUUUCAUUAAUGUAUCUCUAUUUACUUCCUAAAUAAUACAUCCCAAAUGCUUAGGUCUUUUUUCUGCUGUUUAUUUUGUAUCUUGUGCUUUGUGUAAAUGUGAAUGUCUAAUACCAGUUUGCACAAUCUGUAUUGCUGCACGACAGUAUGGCGGCCAUUGGAACGUGUUUUCACUUCUUCUAGUUUGCCUAACUUGUUGCUGACACUCAUCUUGAUAAGGAGUGCCGAGUGUUUUCAGAUACAAGAUCCUAUCCAUAUAUACCCUGUACAUUAUCAUGUGCAUUAGAGUCACCCGGGUUCCAUCUGCGGUGGUUUGUUGUAUGUUACAUCUAUAUGGUGCGGAUACUCCCCUGUAUGAUUUCAUAAUAAAAGCUUUUGUUUGCAUCUAA
Pseudophryne corroboree (corroboree frog) is the source of this 3972-nucleotide messenger RNA. Its product is annotated as zinc finger protein ZFP2-like. Gene Ontology annotation, cellular component: nucleoplasm; nucleus. Gene Ontology annotation, biological process: regulation of transcription by RNA polymerase II. Lineage: Eukaryota; Metazoa; Chordata; Amphibia; Anura; Myobatrachidae. The coding region runs from base 86 to 2713 and encodes 875 amino acids. The record is from RefSeq and is a predicted model, not a curated record. The transcript is spliced from 5 exons. Gene Ontology annotation, molecular function: DNA-binding transcription repressor activity, RNA polymerase II-specific; RNA polymerase II cis-regulatory region sequence-specific DNA binding.